GUCAGUCAGUCAUUGAGAGCAGCGGUAGUCGGUAGAGCUGUAGGCCGAGUAGCGGAGCCGGAGCGCGGGGUGAUAUCAGCGCUGUAACCGCGAGCGGAGCGCGAGCUGCGGAGGAUUCACCGCAUCAUCACUGCCAGUAAUCUCUGUGAAGAUGAUCCACAGCCUGUUCCUGGUGAACUCCACGGGGGAUAUCUUCCUGGAGAAGCACUGGAAGAGCGUGGUGAGCCGCUCGGUCUGUGAUUAUUUCUUCGAGGCUCAGGAACGCGCCACGGAGCCGGAGAACGUCCCGCCGGUGAUCCCCACGCCCCACCACUACCUCAUCAGCGUCCUGCGCCACCGCAUUUACUUCGUAGCCGUGAUUCAGAGCGAGGUCCCGCCCCUGUUCGUCAUCGAGUUCCUGCACCGCGUCGUCGACACCUUCCAGGAUUAUUUUGGCGUGUGUACUGAAGCUGCUAUAAAGGAUAAUGUGGUGGUGGUGUACGAGCUGCUGGAGGAGAUGCUGGAUAACGGAUUUCCUCUCGCCACCGAAUCAAACAUCCUAAAAGAGCUGAUCAAACCCCCCACCAUCCUCCGUACCGUCGUCAACACCAUCACAGGAGGUACUAAUGUUGGUGAGCAGCUCCCCACGGGUCAGCUCUCUGUAGUUCCCUGGAGACGCACUGGAGUUAAAUACACCAAUAACGAGGCUUACUUCGACGUGGUGGAGGAGAUUGAUGCCAUCAUCGACAAAUCAGGUUCUACCAUCACAGCAGAGAUCCAGGGGGUUAUUGAUGCGUGUGUGAAGCUGACGGGAAUGCCUGAUCUAACCCUGUCAUUUAUGAAUCCUCGGCUGCUGGAUGAUGUGAGUUUCCACCCGUGUGUUCGGUUUAAGCGCUGGGAGGCCGAGCGGAUUCUCUCCUUCAUCCCUCCGGACGGAAACUUCCGGCUGCUGUCCUAUCACGUCAGCUCUCAGAAUCUGGUGGCGAUUCCGGUGUACGUGAAACACAACAUCACGUUCAGGGAGGGCAGCUCUCAGGGUCGGUUUGAUCUGACGCUCGGGCCGAAGCAGACGAUGGGGAAGGCGGUGGAGUCGGUGCUGGUCAGCAGUCAGCUUCCCCGCGGCGUCCUCAACACCAGCCUCAACCCCUCACAGGGCACCUACACCUUCGACCCCGUCACCAAGCUGUUGACGUGGGAUGUGGGGAAGAUUAACCCCCAGAAGUUGCCCAGUCUGAAGGGCACCAUGAGUCUACAGGCCGGAGCCUCUAAACCCGACGAGAACCCGACCAUCAACAUCCAGUUCAAAAUCCAGCAGCUCGCUAUCUCAGGUCUGAAGGUAAAUCGGUUGGACAUGUACGGAGAGAAAUACAAACCUUUCAAAGGAAUCAAGUAUAUGACCAAGGCGGGGAAAUUCCAGGUCCGGACCUAGAGGUGAACCACCCUGCAGCGCCCGGGCGACCACCUCCACAACACAUACACCCCGGGGGGCACGGAGGAGACCGAGGAGGAGGAGGAGCUGAGGGGAGGGGUUAUGGGGGUUUAGGGUUUGGUACGUUAUGAGUUUGGUACACAUUUCAGGAAUCUGUAUUUCUGUAGUUUUAUAUCUGUUUCUCUGUAUAAUUUAUAUUUUAUUAUUCUCCUACUUAUUUCCACCCUGUUUUUCAGUACUAGUAGAUGUUUUCCUGUUGGGCAACAUCCUGUGGGCAGUGUCCUGUAGGUGUUGUCCUGUUGGGCAAUGUCCUGUGGAUGUGGUCCUGUAGUAUGACGUCCUGUAACCAUUGCUGAAGGACUAGAGGAUGAUUUACACAACCGGUGCAGUCCUGUCCUGUAGUAGGACAUCCUGAAAUAAAACGUCCUUUAGGGCAGCAUCCUGUAGGUGUUGUCCUGUUGGGUAAUGUCCUGUUGAUGUCACACUGUUGGUAACGUCCUGUGGAUGGCGUCCUGUUGUGUGACAUCCUGUAACCAUUGCUGAAGGACUAAAGGAUGAUUUACACAAACUCUGCAGUCCUGCAGAUGGUGUCCUGUAGGCAUCCUGUAACCAUUGCUGAAGGACUAGAUGAUGAUUUACACAAACAAAGCAGUCUUGUGGAUGGCGUCCUAAGGGCGGCAUCCUGUAGUAGGACAUCCUGACAUAAAACGUCCUGUAGGGCACCAUCCAUUAGAACAGCAUCCUGUAGAGCGGUGUCCUGUAACCUUUGCUGAAGGACUAGAGGAUGAUUUACACAAACUGUGCCGUCCUGCGGAUGGCUUUCUUUAGGGCGGCGUCCUGUAGUAGUGUAUCCUGAAAUAAAACGUCCUGUAGGGCGGUGUCCUGUAGAGCGGCAUGCUGUAACCAUUGCUGAAGGACUAGAGGAUGACUAACACAAACUCUGGAGUCCUGUAGCCAGUGUCCUGUAGGCAGCAUCCUGUGGGUCCUGAGUAUUUAAGAACAAGGUAAAAAUAAGGAGGAGAAUAAUAAAGUAUAAAUUAUACAGAGAAACAGAAAUACAGUCUAUAAUAUAUUAUUUUAUAUAAUAGAAAUACAGAGUGUCCUGUAUGAUCUGAGCUGUAUAUAGUAAAGCUCCUGCUGGUAUGAUUUUAUGUUGAUAUGAUAUCAGGACGUUCUAUCAGAAGAUCCUGCAGGUUUAACAUUCCUUUAGAACCGGCUCAGCCCGAGUUCCUCAUUCCUCAUUUACUCUUUAUUAUACUUUAUUUUAUUUUAUUUCUCUCCGUUUAUUAGAUAAUCCCUCUCUUUUAAACAGCCCCAAAACACACAUUCCAUUUUACAAAAUUUAGGACUAGUAUAAUAAAAUAUUAAGGCAAGACAAAUUUAUUAGUAUAACACCUUCAGAUUUAAGAAUCAACAUUUGAUUCAGGUGAGUUUAAAAGUAAUGGCUCAUUUAAAACAGAAUUAAAAUGAAUAAAAUUAGAAUAUAAGAAAUACAUUUAAGAUCUAAUACAAAAUAAUGUUAAAAGAAAGUUGCAAGACAUUUAAGACAUUUUACAUUAAUAAUAGUUGUUGAUUGUAAUAAACAUUCUUUUUGUCCUUUUGUUUUUUGACUUACUUUCUCUUGCACCAGGCAGCUUUGACCAAUCAAAGAAGACAAAAUGCUAACGUGGGUUACUGUGGCGCAUUUUGUCGCAUUUAUUUUAUUGCCUGUGUGAAAACAAACCAAACAGAGCAAGAAAAAUCACCAAGUUUCAGAUCUCAAAUAAUGCAAAGAAAACAAGUUCAUAUUCAUAAAGUUUUAAGAGUUCAGAAAUAAUCAAUAUUUGGUGGAAUAAUCCUGGUUUUUAAUCAUUUUUUUCAUGCAUCAUGUUUUUGGCAUCAUGUCCUCCUCCACCAGUCUUACACACUGCUUUUGGAUAACUUUAUGCUGCUUUACUCCUGGUGCAAAAAUUCAAGCAGUUCAGUUUGGUGGUUUGAUGGUUUGUGAUCAUCCAUCUUCCUCUUGAUUAUAUUCCAGAGGUUUUUAAUUUGGUAAAUUUAAAGAAACCACAAGCUGACACCUUAUUACAAAGGUAUGUUUGCAGACAAAUUGGAGAACAAAACACCUGAAACACUUAAUCACUUCAUAUCCUCACUGGCAAAAAAAAUAUUCAUUGAAAUUGAGCAGAUAAAAUAUGAAAUAUCUUGGUUUUAUACUGUCUGUAGUUAAAUAAAAUGUAAAGUAAAUGUAAGAGACAUAUAAAGUUGUAUUGUUUUACUAAUACUACUAUUAAUAUUAUUAUUAUUACUAGUAUUAUUAUUAUUAUUAUUAUUUCACUUAGAAUGGAUGUGUACCUACAUGGCGUACCUAAAACACCUCUCUGAAACCCUUCCUCUUGACUGAUUGGUGGAAAUCUGAGGUCCAGGUUUAGUAUUUUAGGUGAUCGGGACCAAAAGAGGAGAUUGAUUCCAAAGUCUGUCAGUGGAUAAAUUGUGAUUACUUAUGUUUACGUGUUUAUUUAUUUUUCGCAGUUAUGCACCAUGUGUGUGUAGAAUCCGUUUGCAUCCGUUUGUUUUUGAUGAAGAUGAUGAUGAUGAAGCUCUUAAUUGUUUUUCCUCUUUGUUUUCAAAUGGUUUUACAAAAUGCUCCAGAAUAAAAAAGACCUGAAAUCA
This is a messenger RNA of Astyanax mexicanus (Mexican tetra), 4060 nucleotides long. It is a transcript of the gene ap3m2, whose product is annotated as adaptor related protein complex 3 subunit mu 2. NCBI's taxonomy places the organism in Eukaryota, Metazoa, Chordata, Actinopteri, Characiformes, Acestrorhamphidae. Gene Ontology annotation, cellular component: clathrin adaptor complex; cytoplasmic vesicle. Gene Ontology annotation, biological process: endocytosis; intracellular protein transport. The record is from RefSeq and is a predicted model, not a curated record. The transcript is spliced from 9 exons. Bases 152 to 1408 code for a protein of 418 amino acids.